Ictidomys tridecemlineatus (thirteen-lined ground squirrel) is the source of this 5573-nucleotide messenger RNA. The record is from RefSeq and is a predicted model, not a curated record. NCBI's taxonomy places the organism in Eukaryota, Metazoa, Chordata, Mammalia, Rodentia, Sciuridae.
AGACGGAGGGUGGGGUCUCAGGGUCUCCUGGCACUGGCUGCAGCAGUUCAGCCCAUUCUCCUGCUGCCCGGGAGGCAGAUGGACCAUCCCACUCCCCCACACCUUCCUGCGCUUAUGACCUGGAGUUUUAAAAGCCUCUUUUUCACUUUCUUUCAGCAUUGAAAUGCUCAACAUCAGCUCACAAGCUCUCGAAUCUGCUCUUAACGGGACCCUUUCCCAGGACAGCAGCUGCCCGGACACCGAGUGGUGGGGCUGGCUCAAUGCCACCCAGGCCCCCUUCCUCUGGGUCCUGUUCGUGCUGGCUGCGGUCGAGAACGUCUUUGUCCUCAGCGUGUUCUGCCUGCACAAGAGCAGGUGCACAGUGGCCGAAAUCUACCUGGGGAACCUGGCGGUGGCUGACCUGAUCCUGGCCUGCGGGCUGCCCUUCUGGGCCAUCACCAUCGCCAACAACUUUGACUGGCUCUUCGGAGAGGUCCUGUGCCGGGUGGUGAACACCAUGAUCUACAUGAACCUGUACAGCAGCAUCUGCUUCCUGAUGCUGGUGAGCAUCGACCGCUACCUGGCCCUGGUGAAGACCAUGUCCAUGGGCAGGAUGCGCGGGGUGCGCUGGGCCAAACUCUACAGCCUGGUGAUCUGGGGGUGCACGCUGCUCCUGAGCUCGCCCAUGCUGGUGUUCCGGACCAUGAAGGGGUACAGUGAUGAAGGCCACAAUGUGACCGCGUGCGUCAUCAUCUACCCGUCCCACACCUGGGAGGUGUUCACCAAUGUUCUCCUGAACUUGGUGGGCUUCCUGCUGCCCCUGAGCGUCAUCACCUUCUGCACGGUGCAGAUCAUGCAGGUGCUCCGGAACAACGAGAUGCAGAAGUUCAAGGAGAUCCAGACGGAGAGGAAGGCCACCGUGCUGGUCCUGGCCGUGCUGCUGCUCUUCGUCGUGUGCUGGCUGCCCUUCCAGAUCAGCACCUUCCUGGACACGCUGCUGCGCCUCGGCAUCCUCUCGGGCUGCUGGAACGAGCACAUCAUCGACGUCAUCACGCAGAUCAGCUCCUACGUGGCCUAUAGCAACAGCUGCCUCAACCCGCUGGUGUACGUCAUCGUGGGCAAGCGCUUCCGGAAGAAGUCCCGCGAGGUGUACCGGGGCACGUGCGGGAAAGUGGGGUGCGGGCCCGAGCCCGUCCCGGCGGACAACUCCGUGGGCACGCUGCGCACCUCCAUCUCAGUGGACCGCCAGAUUCACAAACUGCAGGACUGGGCGAGGGGCAGCCAGUGAACCGGCCCGGGGGCUGCUGCUGUCGUGCGCGAGGACAGACGGACAGCGGCUGUCCAGCACGGGUCCAGCAAGGAGCUGGCGGCCUCCAGUGAUGUCGAGCAAUGAGUUGGUGUCUCAGGAAAAAUACAGGAAUGCGAUUCCCGCCCUCCAGGAUGGCUGUGCACAGCCGUGAUGAGGAGGUGACCUGGGCACAGCCAAGCGCCCCUACACGCAACAGUAUUAUUGCCCCCUGCUGACCCUGCGGGGCCUGCCGCUGCUUCCCAGGAGCCAAGGGGAGCAGGGAGCAGGGGCAGGAGUGGCCGAGCCGGUGGUCCCUCCCUGCCUCGGUGUGACAGCUCAGGGCUCCAGAGAACAGUGGUCCAGCUUUGGUCUGUGGUGGUGCACAGCCGGACCUGGCUGCACCGUUGCCCUGGGUGUCAUUAAUCCAUGCAGCUAGGACUUUGGAGGAUGACUCUGCAGAUUAAUGAAGGUUAAAUUCUUAUAAUAACCCAGCGACCAUGAGCCUUUGGCUCCUCUCACCAUUCCACAUGCGGUCCAUGCAAAAGGAGAACCCAAUAAGCACUUAUUAAGCACUUGCUGUAUACACUGCACUGAAGAGUGGACCAGAGGAAAGCCUCUCUCUGAGCAUCCGCAGAACUCGGUUGGGAGUGCCUAUGUGUUCUCAGUGACCAGUAGGCAAUUCGGUGGCAUGGUGAGGCAAGAGGCUGCAGCAGUACAGACAGCAGAGCUGGGAGGGACCCAAGGUCCCAGUUUAGCUGACUGCUAGAUGCACAAUCUCCUGGUCCCUGCCUCCGUUUCCUCUUAUGUAACAUGAGGUCAUUGUGAGGACUGAAGAAUGAGACAAGCAUAAAAGUCCUUUGAGAAGCAAAAGGUGUUUGUUGUGUCACUGUGAGAUGUCAUUCUGCACACCAAGUGGGAUGGAUUAUUAUAGGGAAAAGACUUUGAGGUUUGGAAUUCGCUCCUGGAGGAGAAUCAGACCUGGAAGCACAGCAGCUUCAGCAGGGGCUCAGUAGGGCUGGCCGUUCCCACCUGCCUUCCAUCGCCUGCCCCGCCCCCUCCCACCUUCCUCCCACCUUCCUCCCCAUCCCCCCACACACACAUCCAAGCCUUUGCAAGGGGCCACCCCUUCCGUGGCCGCAGGAGAGUGGUCUCUGGUAAGACUUGCUUGGGACAACAAUGCUCAGACCCUGGCCUCAGCCCCCACCUGUCCAGGGGUCCAGUCCUACUUCUCCCUUGUCCUGGUCUCAGCAACCAAGACUGCCAGUCAGUAGCUUAUUCAAAGGUGGCCCAGAGGGACCCAGAGAAGAGCUUGGGUGGGAAGCAGUGGAGCCGUCCAAGGGCCGAGACCCAUGAAGGUCGCUCACCCCAAGGCAUCAGCUUCUGGGACCAGCCUCCCUACACCAUAGGGAGGCCCACAGCCCUGGACCAGCCUCCCUACACCAUAGGGAGGCCCACAGCCCUGGACCAGCCUCCCUACACCAUGGGGAGGCCCACAGCCCUGGGUGUGCCGAGCCUGUACCCACUGGGCUGCCCGGUCAGGGCAUGUGUGACCUCGAGGAAGCCCCGUGGAGACCACAGACCCACUUGUUGAACAGAUGGGAGGCUAAACAGAGGCCCGAGCAGGCCUUCCAUCAGGGGACUUGCUGCACGUGCUCCCCUUAGGGCCAGGCACAGGGCCUGGCUGGGCUCUGCCACGGGGCGCAGGCGAGGCUCAGUGAUGCAUGGCACACUGCCCCAGUCCCUGGGAUGCGCCUAAUUAACUGUCUGCUGUGGCCAGUACCGUGCCAAGUCUCAGGGGCUGCGCCAGUGGAGGGGCCAUGGCCCGGACUCCAGCAUCAGGCAGCUUAGAGCCAGGCAGCGCUGCAGCAGUGAGCUCAGUGGAACAGGAAAUGAAGAUUAGCAGCCAGCUGUUAGACCCCAGGAGGAUCAGGGUGCAGUGAGCCCAUAAUUCCUGGCCAAUCUGACUCUGAUUUUGUCACCAAAAAAUCCCCCCCCAACUUCCUUCCCCAGGGAGCUGCUGGUUACAGCUGGUCACAGCCUUGGGCUCCUCAUGUUCUGCCUGAUCUGGGGCGAGACUGCUUCGGCCAGAGGGGAGCCACCCAUGGGGAGGUGUUGAUCCCCUGGUGGAGAGGUCUGUCCCCGGAAAGAGCCCAGAGCUGUCACUUGUGCAGGAAAGCAGCUCAGCAGCCACAGGAAGAGGGACCCUGUGAGCAUGCGUCUUGUCCCACAGCAUAAUAAAUGGAUGAGUGGUUUUUCACUUGAUCCCUUCGCUUGUCACAGCUCCCUAACCUUGAGUUUUGUCCCUGGAUGCUGCCUUGGGAAGUCGCAAGGCUGAGGGGCUGGGGGAUCCACUGAUUUCUUCCGGCUUCUGGCGUGUAGAUCAGGGUCUCAUGCUUUUGCAAUGAUGGAGCUUCACAAAUUUCCUAGAUCCCUCCAUGGGGAGCUCCUCACCAGCUCCCUUCGUGGGUGCCCACGAGGCCCAGAAUCACAGACGGCCGAGGUUCAGUCUUCAUUCACACAGGAUGUAUUUUUGAGUGCCUACACUUGACCUUCCCUUCAAAUCAGGAGUCGAAUAACAUCCAGAGUAAGAGCUACCGCCUGCACGUUCUCAGGGCAGCUGUACCCAUCCGCCUCAGUGUCCUUCAUUCAGUUCUGUCCUUCGCUAAACAGAACUUGCAUUCUGUGUCUCCAUAAGUAGCACAGCCCUGGGGGCGGGGGCAGGGGCUGAGGCAGGAGGAUUGCAAGUUCCAGAUGGGGCUGGGCAACUUAGUGAGAUCCUGUCUCAAAAAGGACUGGGGGCCUAGUUCAGUGUUAGCCCCUGGGUGCCCCUGGGUUUAGUCCCCACUACAGAAAAAGUCUAAAAUCACUUCUCAGUCUGCCCUCCAGACCCUGGGGCUCACUGUUCAAUGCACCUCUUUUUAAUGCCUCCCACUUGGUGGGUCAGCACAUCUUUGAGACUCGACCCCAUGAGUGCUUCAGCAGGGGCUCAGUAGGGCUGGCCGUUCCCACCUGCCUUCCAUCUGGAUCUACCCACUUCCAUGUCCACCUGACUUCAGUUGGUCUCUCCACCUCCAAUAUUAGCCACCACCAUCUCCCAGGUCUCCAGUCUGCAGCCAAGGUCACCUUUGAAGGACUCACACACGCUCACGGAUCAGGGCUGGGGCACAGGCUGUGGGACAGCAUGGCUGUGGAUGCCCUGCCAGCCAGUCCUGCCCUGGGCUCCUCUUGCUGAGUGGUCUUGACCAUCCCACCGCGUCGACAUCGCUUUGUCUAUAAAACGGGAGGCAGAGCUGGCAGCAAACUGGACAUCAAGUGACCCCACGGGAACUCCUGCUCCAAGUCAGGGCACCGCUGACUUACGAAGCCACUUGAGAGGCGUCUUUGUGCUUCCGUAGGCCAAGAACCGGCUGUGUCCUGGGCCUUCGUCGUACUACCCGACCCUGACCCCACUGCAAGGCCUCACACAGCUUCCUGACCAUCCCCCAGUACCGGCCCAGGGGACGUGUGGUCAGCCACGAGUAACAGAGGUCGCGGUUUGCAAUGUGACUGCUGAAAGUUUAAGUCUGUUUGCGGUUUUUGGCGGUGGCCAGGCCUAAGGCCAAGAGGCCCAUCAAAUAUUUCACACUGUGUUGAGCGCCCGUGGGACUCCGUGCUCCUGAGUGGAAGGCCCUCAGUUCACAAGGUUGACUUACAAUUUUUCAAAUAUUCGGUAGGAACCGUACUUUAAAUUUUGAACCUAGAUCUUCCCUGGGUUGGCGAUCAGCCAUCUGAUCCUCUAUCGGUCCUGGACAGCGGAAGCCACCAAGGCGCAGGCUAGAGGUCACAAGGUGAAGCAGACCAGAGACCCCCACCCGGGAGACCCCCACCUGGGGGACCCUCACAUAAUCCAGCAGAAACCCCCACCAUAUUUGUAACAUGUAAGUUCCUCCUUACAUGUCAGAAAACUUUUUACACAGGACAACAGCCAAAAUUCCUACAAAAAACCCCACGUGGGGCAGGGCUUCCUAUUUCUUGUGAGGCCGAGUUGCUCCAUCUUGCAAAAACUGAGUGUGGCCGCAGACUUGAUGGUGUCUCUUCUGCUUUUGUUAUAAAACCUCUGACUAAUCUAAAAUAAAACAUGGGACCAAAAGCACUCUCUGUGAACUCAAGGGAAAAAAUAAUCUUUUAUGCAGACUCUACAAAAAUGGAAACCUCCAGCCCCGUCCCCUUGGGGAUAAGGUUUCAAGAAUUUCCAGACUCAAAGUCCAGAGAAUUUCAGGCAACAGCCCCUCUGGACCCUACAGUCAAUAAACCUGCUUCCUGGAGA